Molecule: messenger RNA, 990 nt
Organism: Brassica rapa (field mustard)
Lineage: Eukaryota; Viridiplantae; Streptophyta; Magnoliopsida; Brassicales; Brassicaceae
Product: pentatricopeptide repeat-containing protein At1g59720, chloroplastic/mitochondrial
Biological process (GO): RNA modification
Molecular function (GO): protein binding; RNA binding; zinc ion binding
Source: RefSeq, a predicted model, not a curated record
AUGUUGGAAAGGGGAAAGUCGGCGCCAGAUAAGCACACAUUCCCAUUAGUCUUGAAAGCUUGCGCUUAUAUAUUAACGGAAACAGAUUCAUUGUCAGGUUGUGAAACAUGGGCUUGGUGGAGAUGGAUAUGUGAACAACGGUUUAAUUCAUUUCUUUACUCGUCUAGUGUUAACAUCCUAUCACACGACAUUGAAGGAUUCCUAAGCUACCCGCUUAUGUCUCUCUACCGUCAAAAGUCUUGUUUCGUUAGACCUGUUCUGACAGAUGCUUGCAACCACCAAGGCAUAGUAAACAAAGGGCACCAGUAUUUUGAAACGAUGGUCAGAGAUUAUGGCAUUGAACCUGCACUGCAGGAGCAUUACGGUUGUAUCAUUGACCUUGUGGCCCGUGCAGGCUACAUUACCGAAGCUACUGAGUUGGUGACAAGUAUGCCGAUGAAACCAGAUGCAGUGAUCUGGAGAUGUCUCCUUGAUGCUUGUUGCAAAAACGGUGCUAGUGUGGAGCCAAGUGAAGAAAUUGCAACACGUUUAGUUGAAAGAAGGAAAGGUAAUCAAAGUUUCAGUGGCGCAUAUGUAGCUGUCUAUGCAUCGGCUAGCCAGUGGAACGAUGUUGGUAUUGUGAGAAAACUGAUAACUGAACAUGGAAUUAGAAAAGAGCCAGGAUGCAGUUCCAUUGAGAUAAAGACAUCUCAUGAGUUUUUCGCAGGAGACGCGUGGCAUCUUCAGACGAAACAGAUAUACCAACAGUUGAAAGUGAUUGAUGACAAGCUGACAUCCAUUGGUUAUUUACCUGAUCUCUAUCAAGCACCUUUAGUAGAUGCAAUCAACGAUGGAAGCAAAGAGUAUUCCCUCAGGCUGCACAGUGAGAGGCUCGCUAUUGCUUUUGGUCUGAUAAGCUUACCACCUCUCCGUGUAUUCAAGAAUCUACGCGUCUGCAUCGAUUGCCAUGAGGUUACUAAACUAGCCUCAGCUUCCACAAUUUGAUUUUUU